This is a messenger RNA of Dictyostelium discoideum AX4, 4089 nucleotides long. RefSeq lists its product as hypothetical. The record is from RefSeq and is a predicted model, not a curated record. The transcript has 6 exons. Bases 1 to 4089 code for a protein of 1362 amino acids. NCBI's taxonomy places the organism in Eukaryota, Evosea, Eumycetozoa, Dictyosteliales, Dictyosteliaceae. Gene Ontology annotation, molecular function: calcium ion binding.
AUGAAAUUAAAUUUGAUUUCUAAUUUAUUAUUAGUUUUUAUUUUUUUAAAUAGUUUAACUUCUUUUUCAUUUGGACAAAUUUGUCCAAGUGGAUACACAUGGAAUCCUUGUAUAACAUCUUCUGGUGUAAACAAUGUUUAUCUUGGUUAUACAGCAGCACCAAAUUGCCCAGCUGGGGCCACAUUAAAAGCUUGGAACUAUCAUAAUAUAAAAAAUAAUCAAGUAAAUUCAGUUGAUUGCCAAAUGGCUAGAGUUAUUACGGAUAUGUCUGUUUUUCGUUCAGUUGGUGGGUCCUGUGGUGAUGGAGCUACAACUUCACCAUGGUCAAACCAAAAUGAUACUUUGGAUAAUACAAAUAGAUAUUUUGUAUCAUUUAAAUGUGAUGUCCCAUUAUAUCCAAAUACAGUUUUCGAAGUAAAUUCUUCUCCAUCUGUUUCACAAGCUGGUAGAGCAUCAUGUGAAAGCAGUCCCGGAGCCAAAGUUGGAGUAGUUUCAGUUUGGGACUAUGGUCAAAGUGUAUGUCAAAAUGGAUAUACAAAUUUCCCAGUAUGUUCAACUGAUAUUGAUGAAUGCACAACUGGAACUCACAAAUGUGUUUCACCAGCUACCUGCGCAAAUACUCAAGGUAGUUACAAUUGUAAUUGUCCUGCUGGGUAUACAAAGAGUACAGAUGGAUUAUCAUGUAUCGAUAUCGAUGAAUGUGCUACUUCCAAUGGAGGUUGUGCUCAAAUAUGUACCAAUACAUUUGGUUCAUCCACCUGUAGCUGCGACACAGGUUAUACACUCAAUUCAGACAAAAAAGGUUGCACUGGUAAGUAUUUGACUCUAAUAUUUUUUGAAAUAAUAUCCUAUAUAGAUGUUGAUGAAUGUGCAACUGGAGCUCAAAAGUGUGUUUCACCAGCUACCUGUGCAAAUACUCAAGGUGGUUACAAUUGUAAUUGUCCAGCGGGAUAUAUAAAGAGUACCGAUGGGUUAUCAUGUAUCGAUGUAGAUGAAUGUUUGGUUAAUAAAGGUGGAUGUAGUCAAAUAUGUACAAAUAAUCCAGGAGGUUUUGAAUGCUCUUGUCAAAGUGGCUAUUCAAAGAAUGGAGCUUCUUGUUUGGAUAUUGAUGAAUGCAGCUUAAAUACUCAUAAAUGUAAUGGUUCUAGCCUCGCAGUUUGUGAUAAUUCAAUUGGCAGCUAUAACUGUAAAUGCCCAUCAGGUUUUAUUAAUCCUCCACAAGAUAGAUUCUCUUGUCAAGAUCAAAAUGAAUGUUUAGAUGGUUCCAAUAAAUGUAAUUCACCAUCAAUUUGUGAAAAUUCAAUUGGUUCAUAUUCAUGUAAAUGUCCAACUGGUUAUAUUAAAUCCUCAAAUGAUGAUUUUUCUUGUGAUGAUGUUAACGAAUGUUUAGAUGGUAAAAAUGGUGGAUGUCAACAUAAUUGUACAAAUUCAAUUGGUGGUUUUAGUUGUUCAUGUAUGCCAGGUUAUAGUUUGAAUGGUUUCUCUUGUGAUGAUAUUAAUGAAUGUCAAGAUGGUAAAAAUGGUGGAUGCCAACAAAAUUGUAAAAAUUCAAUUGGCAGUUUUGAAUGCUCAUGUGAUCCAGGUUAUAUUUCAAAUGGUUUCUCUUGUCAAGAUAUUAAUGAAUGCCAAACAGGAGAUAAUAAAUGUGUUGGAGAGUAUACUUCUUGUCAAAAUACAAAUGGUUCAUAUUUAUGUGUUUGUCCAUCUAAUGGAUAUUCAAAUAAUGGUACCUACUGUGAAGAUAUUGAUGAGUGUUUAGAUGGUAAUAAUGGUGGAUGUAGUCAAAUAUGUAAAAAUUCAAUUGGUAGCUUUGAUUGUUCAUGUCAACCAGGUUAUAAUGUAAAUGGUUUCUCUUGUGAUGAUAUUAAUGAAUGCCAAACAGGUGAUAAUAAAUGUGUUGGAGAGUUUACUUCUUGUCAAAAUACUGCUGGCUCUUAUUUAUGUGUUUGCCCAUCCAAUGGAUUUUCAAAUAAUGGUACCUAUUGUGAGGAUAUUGAUGAAUGUUUAGAUGGUAAAAAUGGUGGAUGCCAACAAAAUUGUAAAAAUUCAAUUGGUAGUUUUGAAUGCUCAUGUGAUCCAGGUUAUAAUUUAAAUGGUUUAUCCUGUGAUGAUAUUAAUGAAUGCGAAACCCAAGAUAACAAAUGUUUUGGUGAAUUUACUUCUUGUCAAAAUACUGUUGGUUCAUACUUAUGUGUCUGCCCAUCUAUUGAUGGAUUUUCAAAUAAUGGUACCUAUUGUGAAGAUAUUGAUGAAUGUUCAUCAAAGGAAUUGAAUGAAUGCGGUUUAAAUACAGUUUGUGAAAAUAGAAAUGGUAGUUAUAUUUGUCAAUGUAGCCCAAGCGAUUACUCACAUUCAUCACAAUUUACAUGUGAACCAAAACCAAUCAUCACAAACUUUUAUCAAAAACCAUCAAGAUCCAAUGUAUUCAUUGUUGAAGGUUUACAUUUUGUAGAAUUCGCAACAACUAUUACUAUUGGAGAAGAGAUGAUGGUUUGUCAAUAUUUAAAUGGUAAUGAUACAUAUGCAGAAUGUUCAACUAGAGAAGGUAAAGAAGUAAUUGGGAAAGUUUUAGUUGAGGCAAACGAUAUUCUAUCAGAACCAUUCAAUUUUUCAGGUGCACCAUUUGUUAUUGAAUAUUUAAAUAGUCCAUCAACCAUUGGUGGUUUAAUUACAAUUAAAGGUAGAAACUUCCCAACUUUAGGUUCAGUUCAAUUAAUAAUUAAUUCAGUUGAUUGUCCAAUCUCACAACCAUUAUCAAGUGAUCAAAUAAUAUGUACAAUUGGAGAAGGUUCAGGUAGCUUCAAUUAUAUUAGAUUAUUAAAUGAAUCAGUAACAAACACUGACUUGAUGUAUUUAACCUAUGCAAAUCCAAUUAUUUCAUCAGCAUCCAAAGUUUAUGCAAGUGGUGGUAUUUUAACUGUAUCUGGUUCAAACUUUGGUAUUGGAUCAAAAUCUAUGGCAACACUUAAUAUUGGUAAUAAACAUUGUAGUAAUGUUGAAAUCAAGUCUCAUUCUGAAUUAACAUGUGAAUUGGAGUCAACAUCAAAAGUCUAUACUAAUAUAAUAGAUUUGGUUGUUGAUGGUUUACCAGUUGCAAAUGAUUAUUAUUUCACCUAUUCAACAUUAGAAUCUGGUAGUUGUCCAGGUGAUUGUAAUUCAGACAGUGGUAAAGGUAUAUGUACAUCAUUUGGUUGUAAGUGCGCAGAUGGAUUCACUGGUAUUUCUUGUAAUGAAACAUCAGGUGGAAUUAUUCCAAAAUUCCCACCAACCAAUCCAGAAACCCCUUCAAUCGAUGUUGAUAACAAUGGUGAUAAUGAUGGGUUUGGUUAUAAAAUUACAAUUGUUAGAAUUGAAGAAUUGGAUUUUAAUAAUGCAAUAAUUGAAGAAACUUCAUUCCCAUUAUCAAAUGCAAAAUGGAAUGGUAGUUCAAAUGCUCCAAAUCAAUGGAUAUUCAAUAUUACAUUGGAAAAUAAAUCAUAUUUAGAAGCAACUUUUGAAUACUUUGAAAAAUCUAGAAACAUUACAUUUGCAUCAAGUUCAUUCAUUAUUCCAGCAGAAUCAUUAAAACUAUCAUUUAAAACAAUGAAAUGGCCAUUCCGUUCAAAAUUAAGUUCAUUAAGAGUUGUCGUUCAAACAGAUACAAUCGUUAAAAAUGAAGAUGUUGAAAAAUGUUCAAUCAGUAACUCUGUUACUACCACCUAUAAUCAACACCUUUGGAGUACAACUGAAAACUCUGAAUCUGGCAUGGUUGCAAGAUUUGUAUCUUUGGCUGAAUUGGAUUCCACCACUCCAAUCACUGCCAACAUCGAAGAUUUAUCAUAUAGCUCAAAUAAAAAAACUUCAAUUAUUGGUAUUUCAGUUCCAUACUUUUCAAAACAAUCAAUUAUUGACCCAGAUUUUGGAAUGCUUUUGAAUGUUGAAAAUAAAAAAACAGGUGAUUGCGAAUCAGAUGAUAAAGCAAAUUGGAAACUUGCCACUGGACUUUCUAUUGGUGCUGGUGCCACAGUUUGUUUAGCUGGUUUGGCUUCUUUCCUUUAUAGAAAGAAGAAAAAAGAGAAAAAAUUUUUAGAUGGUUUAAGUAAACGUUAA